UACGGCGCCCUGGCCGCGCCGGGCCCGGGCCCGUACCCCGGCCCGCUGUCGCCGCCUCCCGAGGCCCCCCCGCCGGAGGGCGCCGAGACGCUGGGGCCCAACGCCGACCUGUGGGCCGACGUGGACCUCACCGAGUUCGACCAGUACCUCAACUGCGGCCGGACUCGUCCCGACGCGGCCGGGCUCCCGUACCACGUGGCGCUGGCCAAGCUGGGUCCCCGAGCCAUGUCCUGCCCCGAGGAGAGCAGCCUGAUCGCGGCGCUGUCCGACGCCAGUAGCGCGGUCUACUACAGCGCCUGCAUCUCCGGCUGAGGGGCCGGCGGGUCCCCGGGGCGCGCGGCGUGUCCUCCCGCGGCCACCGCACCGCCGCGCGCUCCCGCCCUCUCUCUCUUCCGAGGCGCCGUUUCGGCUACUCCGGUCCCGGGCGCCCAGCGAGGGUGUUUCCUACAUGUCCUGGGGCCUUUCCGGGAAGCCCAGGCCUCGCACCUGUUGGCUGGCCCUGCUAGGGUUAAGUUUCUGAAGCGUCUAAUUCUUUCCUUACAGUGUAUUUUCUAGAAUCAGGCUGUAUUUUUCGCUUUGCCUUUUAUAUACGUAAUACGACAUAUUUAAUUUUUAAUUAAACUUUUAAACUUUGUCUUCCAAGGGGUUUCACUGAUCAAAAGCACCAAUGUAGCAAGGCUUCGUAAAUAUGAGGAAUACCAAUGUUUGUUUGCUUUAAAGGAGGUGCAGGAUUGGGGUCCCCACCCCCACUCCCGGGCCAGGCGAGGCCACAAUAAAGUGACUCGCUCUUUCCUCUGCGCA
Molecule: messenger RNA, 801 nt
Organism: Suricata suricatta (meerkat)
Lineage: Eukaryota; Metazoa; Chordata; Mammalia; Carnivora; Herpestidae
Gene: SOX18
Product: SRY-box transcription factor 18
Exons: 1
Source: RefSeq, a predicted model, not a curated record